Molecule: messenger RNA, 312 nt
Organism: Lachancea meyersii CBS 8951
Lineage: Eukaryota; Fungi; Ascomycota; Saccharomycetes; Saccharomycetales; Saccharomycetaceae
Source: the annotation of a GenBank genome assembly
AUGUCCGGUAGAGGAAAAGGUGGUAAAGGUCUAGGUAAAGGUGGUGCCAAGCGUCACAGGAAGAUUCUAAGAGACAAUAUUCAAGGUAUCACCAAGCCUGCUAUCAGAAGACUUGCCAGAAGAGGUGGUGUCAAGCGUAUUUCCGGUUUGAUCUACGAAGAAGUCAGAGCCGUGCUAAAAUCGUUCUUGGAGUCCGUCAUCAGAGAUGCUGUCACCUACACUGAACACGCCAAGAGAAAGACCGUCACUUCGCUGGACGUUGUUUAUGCUUUGAAAAGACAAGGUAGAACCUUGUACGGUUUCGGUGGUUAA